AUGGAAGCACAGUUUGCACAUUCAUCUGCAAAGCUUACUGAGAAAGUGAAACUGCAGUGCAUAUAUAUAUAAUAAAAAAAAAAAAAACCUGUGAUAAUCCAGACAUCCUGGAUGAAACUUAAUGUAACUCAUUAGGAAAAUACAGCUGUCUUGCAUCCAGUUUAUGGCAUACAUACCAAAGACAAAUACCAUGGAAGAAUUUAUUUUGAAAAUAAGUUAAUCUCAAAUGCUGCAAGAAACAAGGCGGUCACCUUCCUGUGGGAUGAUCCCCUUCAGUCCAACACCUCUAUCAGGCAAUCACCUUACACAUUUGAGUACCCUGUAAACAACACAAAAAGUGGAUUUGCUGCCAGAGAUGCUUUUGAAGUGUCUGAAAAACAAAAUAAUCCCAUGUUUACCAAGCCAGGAGGAAAUGUUGCUUUUACUUACCCUUAUAAAAUUGGAGAUUCAGUGCAGCAAAUGUUGUGGGAAAGGAUUAAAGCAGAUUGGGCUGAUAUUGUCAUUCUCUCAGGAAUGCAAAGCUUUGGUUCAGAUUUCAAAGAAUCAACUUGGGAUCACAAAUGGUUUAUUACUACCAUAGCUGAAGGGAUUUCUGCUGCUGUUUCAGUGUUAGAUUUCCUACUAAUCUUUUGCAUCACCAUUGCUUAUCACAAAAAACUGAAAAGGAGGAUCACAGAGGCUUUAUCAAAAGCUUUGUACUCUACUCAGAUCUGGCCUCCUUCUAACAGUUAUGGAAGAGCCCAUUUUCAUGGCAUACACAGCAGAGAAAGAAGAGAAGAAUCAUCACUCUGGCAGACAGAGGAGAUUUAUGUCAAUUGCGAAAAGUCUCACACAAACACAAGAAAAGACUAUUAG
Molecule: messenger RNA, 855 nt
Organism: Oenanthe melanoleuca
Lineage: Eukaryota; Metazoa; Chordata; Aves; Passeriformes; Muscicapidae
Gene: CD226
Product: CD226 molecule
Biological process (GO): positive regulation of type II interferon production; positive regulation of natural killer cell cytokine production; positive regulation of immunoglobulin mediated immune response
Cellular component (GO): external side of plasma membrane
Source: RefSeq, a predicted model, not a curated record